This is a messenger RNA of Chiloscyllium plagiosum (whitespotted bambooshark), 1316 nucleotides long. Lineage: Eukaryota; Metazoa; Chordata; Chondrichthyes; Orectolobiformes; Hemiscylliidae. The record is from RefSeq and is a predicted model, not a curated record.
GUGGAUGAGAGACAGGAAGGAGACAGACUGCAUGGGGAGGGGUGUGGGAGGGACGGGAUGACGGAGAGAGACGGGACGAGAGAGGUUGUGAACAGGAAGGAUGGAUGACGGUAAAGACUGAACGAGCAGCCGUGGCCUCCCACCCCGACAGUGUCUCUGAUUUCCUUGCUCUCUCUCUCUCUCUCCGGUCCAGUUUGCCCACGGUGUGAUUGUGGCGGUGGAUUCCCGGGCCACUGCCGGCUCUUACGUGGCGUCCCAGACGGUGAAGAAGGUGAUUGAGAUUAACCCAUACCUCCUGGGUACUAUGGCCGGGGGGGCAGCCGACUGCAGCUUCUGGGAGCGCCUCCUGGCCCGUCAGUGCCGCAUCUACGAGCUGAGGAACAAGGAGAGGAUCUCUGUGGCUGCUGCCUCCAAGCUGCUGGCUAACAUGGUCUACCAGUACAAAGGCAUGGGCCUCUCCAUGGGCACCAUGAUCUGUGGCUGGGACAAGCGAGGGCCAGGUCUCUAUUACGUCGACAGCGAGGGGAAUCGAGUCUCGGGCCAGGUCUUCUCGGUGGGCUCGGGCUCCGUCUACGCGUACGGCGUGCUGGACCGGGCAUACCGCCAUGACAUGAGCCCCGCCGAGGCCUACGAGCUGGCCAAGAAAGCUAUCUACCACGCCACUUACCGCGACGCCUACUCCGGGGGGAUCGUCAGCCUCUACCACGUCAAGGAGACCGGCUGGGUGCGCAUCUGUCGCGAUGACGUCAUGGACCUCCAUCAGAAGUACAAAGAGGCCUGUGACUAAAGCCGGGGCAUUGGGGUGGGGGCGCGGGCUGCAGAGGAUAGGAGACACGCUCAGGGCUGGGGGCAGGGCGGUUUGUUCAUUGAGUUGAGGUUUGCUCCGGCAGAGUCAGGUGAGGGAACCCCCGCCUCCCUUCUAUCUCUCUCACUCUUGCUCCCCUCCCCCAGUCCAAGCUCAGAGGUAUUUCACUGGCUGUGGGUGCAGGUGGAGGAGGAGACAAGAGAGAGAGAGAGAUGCAUCUUCUGUGCCCCAGCUUUACAAAUCUCUGAUGGGUUUGGGAGGGGUGCGCCUGGGAAUUCUGUGGGCGAACACUCCACUGUCUCCCCUCCUUUCGAUGUAAGCGUGGGAAGGACCUUAAUGAGGAUCAGACACAGGGUUGGGGGGGGGGGGAGAUGGUUUGUCUUUUGGGAUUGAGGAGUGAGACCCAUUUUGACCCAGAACUGGGCACUUUGUAACGGUCGCUCCCACGUUAACACUAAUCCUGUGUAGUUGUGUUUCCUUGCUUGGAAUGGCAAUAAACUGUUACGUUUAA